Messenger RNA from Aspergillus fischeri NRRL 181, 495 nucleotides. RefSeq lists its product as uncharacterized. Gene Ontology annotation, cellular component: membrane. The record is from RefSeq and is a predicted model, not a curated record. NCBI's taxonomy places the organism in Eukaryota, Fungi, Ascomycota, Eurotiomycetes, Eurotiales, Aspergillaceae. The coding region runs from base 1 to 495 and encodes 164 amino acids. Gene Ontology annotation, molecular function: potassium ion transmembrane transporter activity. Gene Ontology annotation, biological process: potassium ion transmembrane transport. The transcript is spliced from 3 exons.
AUGGCAAACGCAGACGCAUCGAGCGACGACACUGACGCUGUCUUCCCUGCUUCCUCUGGCGGCGGUGUGUUCCCGUCCCGGCCAACACAUUACGAAAACCCUCUGCAGCGUAAGCUCACUAACAAUCCGAAGAUUGUGGAUGUUGAGCUAGCAUCUGUCACCGAGGGAGGAGAUUAUGAUGAGAGGGACUUUCACAAGAAACAGGUGUUCAGCGGAUGGACACUAGCUUGGCUGUCAUACCAAUCCCUCGGUGUCAUCUAUGGAGAUAUUGGGACCAGCCCGCUGUAUGUCUACUCAUCCACAUUCAGCAGUGAACCGAGUCGUGAAGACGUCCUCGGGGCGGUCUCCUUAAUUAUCUGGUCCCUCACCAUCAUGGUCACGGCCAAAUAUGUUUGCAUUGUGUUGAACGCAGACGACGAGGGCGAGGGUGGUACAUUUGCCUUGUACUCGCUAAUCUCCCGCUAUGUAUGGUGUGAUUUGCUCAUCGACGACUGA